Haemonchus placei is the source of this 2070-nucleotide messenger RNA. NCBI's taxonomy places the organism in Eukaryota, Metazoa, Nematoda, Chromadorea, Rhabditida, Trichostrongylidae. The record is from the annotation of a GenBank genome assembly.
AUGAAGCCAAAACGGCGUUCCACUUUUUCACCAGCAAGCGCUGAAACGACGUUGAAAUCGCCACGCUCAAAACGGAAGAGACUGGGCACCCCAUCGCCAACUCGUCGCAAGUCCUCUAACAGUAGUGAGGAGGUCAAACCACCACCGGAAUUCAUUCCGUUCUCGUAUGAGAGGCAUUGCCCAAAACUUGGAGAAUUGCUGGAGAAGAACACGGAGGAUAUCAUUCUCGAUAGGGAUGACCUUCUUUGUCUUCAGCACGAGUUGGAAAGUAUGCUAGCUCAUUCUGCUGAUUAUCUCAGACGUGCUCAUGGAGAAGUUACGUAUUUAAACACGGGGGAUUACCCUGUUCAGGACUUGAAGACACGUCUAUGUAGUCUACCAGAAGAUGAUACUGAAGAUGACGUUGAUAUUUGGCCUCCACACCAUAUUCCUCAGCGUUUCUGGACAUGGUGCAAGGCCGAUUUUCUCACCCCCAUAGAUGCUGAGUACUUGAAGAACUUCAAAACUUUGCUCUUGGACAAGUAUACUCCCGAGGAACUGAAGUACUACUACGUUAACGAGCCUUGGAAGCAUCGUAAGCGGCAGAGUGGCCGUUCCCGCAUCAGUUCUCAGGAAUCAUUGAGUUCACGAGCCACACGACGGCUCAGUUCGGAUGCGCACUUGACUGAGAAAAGGAGCAAAGAGAAAGAAGAGAAAAGUCAAACAUCUAACCGAAAGAUCUCUGGGACUUUGAAUGUUCGACCAACCAGAAGUUCUGAUUCGAAGUUGGCACCAUUGAUUAGUGAUGUGGUUUGUGCCGCCACACGUGAGAUGAGCAAAGAAGACUUCACAACGCCAAACCGGAGAUCUUCUAUCAAACUGCACUCGCGUGAUGAUUGCGAAGAUGACAGAAAAUUUCAUGUGAAGAACGAGCCGUGGGAAUCUACUGGACAUGAUUCUUCCGUCGGUGAGCUUCACGGGGCUCUCCAUGUUAACGGAUUUGCUACGCGAUCCCCUCCUACCACACGAAUGCACUCCCCAAGAGUCAAAAAGGAGUCUAGAGAAGACGAUGAAGAUUGGGAUCGCCCAGGUCCUAGCGACUCUUUUUCGGGAUGUACUCCCACCAAUGGACGGUGUAAUGGUGAACUAAGAACGAGACCAAGGCGGAAUGGCGAGACUAAGCGGGAGAACGGAGUGCAUGCUCCUUGCAAUCUGAGUUCACCAGCUUCAUCAGCCAUGUCUAGUCUUCCUGAAGAAAUGGAAGUUGAACGGCAUUAUCGGGAGAUUGGAAGCCGCAUCGUGAAAAUGCUUAUAGAAAGAGGUUUGAUACCAUCAUCGACAGAGCACGUUUAUCGUGAGAUUGCCACGAAUGCACUUCUACGCGAGGUGACCCUAAGUCGUGAAGGAAAAGAAGAUGAUGACGAUUCGGAUUUGGAUGAAGUUUCGGAAGAGUUACUUCGUUGUCAAAUGGAGUUGCAAGAGCUGGAACCGAGACUACGCGGGGUUAUUUCGCACUGUUGGAGUAAAAUUCGGGGAGAAUUCGCCUACUGGGAGACUUCAAAACAACUGGAUGAUGCUGAUACCGAUGUAUAUCGUGCCCGGAACAUCACAACUCCGAGCGUGGCUGCCCCAGAAUUUGAGGAUCGUAAUGAACAAGAUGAAGGAGGAAAAGGAGAAGAGGAUCCUGAUGCGCAUGCCGACGAAGCAGCGAAUGCCGUUCCGCCAGUAGAUGACGAAACGGCUGGUGAGGGAAUCGCCAAGGAGGACACAGAGCCCGUGAAAGGGAAGGAUAAAGAGGAGAAUCAACUUGGCGCAAUGGUUGAGGACGCCAAGGGGAACGUACCUGUUCCGCCUACUCCCAAUAAGCUCCAAACGCGUGUUGAUUUCAAUCAAUCAGAAGACUCGCACUUUAUGACCUUUGUGAUGGUGGGUGGCCUUCUCGUAUUCUGCCUGUACCUGUUGCACUACAACAAGAAGAAGAUUCUUGGGCUAGUUUUUGAAGGAAGGGCUCCAGGUCGUCAUCGAAGAAACGUACGCUACAGGAGAUUGUCUCAGCGAGAUGAGCACGACAGGGAAGACGUCAUUUAUUAA